CCGCAAAUUCGCAAGUUGAAUUGAAUUUAUAAGUUGGUAAAGUUGUUCUUGUAAAUUGUCUUUAAUAAAUAUAAAAACUGUUUCAAUUCAUUCCAUUAAGGACUACGAAAAAUCUUGGAACAUUUUUAUUAUAACUUAUAAAUAUCAAUAAGUGACAUUAAAAUGUGGAACGAUCAAUCUGUUACGGGAGGUGGUUUUUUUAACACACAAAAUCAAUUCGGUAAUGUUAACACUCCAAACCAGCCCCAGAAAUCGGGAAGAAGAGCUUCUCGUACAGCUCCAAUUGUGAUUAAACAAGCACUACAUAGUGGAGACGAUGGAGUAAAAAUAUGGGGAACGGAGAUCCAAAUUGUGUCCGUAGUAGCCAGAAUAAGGAAUAUACAAGUGCAGAGCACUAAAAUAACAUACACUAUACAAGAUAUAACUGGUAGAAUGCGAGCAGUACUGUGGCUAGAUAUGGAAGCAAUGGAUGAAGAUGAUAAAUCUGCUCCAAAGGUGCAAGUCAAUGAUUAUAUACAAAUCUAUGGAAAUGUCAAAACUAACAAAGGUAAAAAAGUCAUUAUGGCAUUCAAAAUAAUGCCAAUCACAGAUAUGAAUGCUAUAACAUUCCAUUACCUACAAUGUAUUAAUAAUAAACUGAAGAUGGAAGCAGAUUUUAAGAAGAAAAAAACUGAACCAAAUGCUACAUUCACUAGUGGAUUGCCAGCCAAUUCCAUGGUUGGCAUGGGUGAUAGUGCUUCAGUGAAUGGAUUAAAUCCACGGCAAGCAAUGGUAUAUAACCUCAUUAGAGCUUCCACACAGGAACAAGGUAUAAGUAAACAGGACAUGUUUGCUAGUCUGAAGGACAAGAUGUCUCAUGUUGAAUUUGAAAACACCCUGGAAUGGAUGUGCGGUGAGGGACACAUAUAUUCAACUAUUGAUGAAGAACAUUUCCGCGCUACAGACGCCUAAGAAAACAAUUGUAUGCUUAAAGUUUAUUUUUGUAAUUUGUGGAUAAUAAAAUAAGAGUACUUGUAUUUCA
Messenger RNA from Bicyclus anynana (squinting bush brown), 1021 nucleotides. RefSeq names its product replication protein A 32 kDa subunit (gene RPA2). Gene Ontology annotation, cellular component: chromosome, telomeric region; DNA replication factor A complex; nucleus. Gene Ontology annotation, biological process: nucleotide-excision repair; DNA replication; double-strand break repair via homologous recombination. The transcript has 6 exons. Gene Ontology annotation, molecular function: DNA binding. The coding region runs from base 163 to 951 and encodes 262 amino acids. NCBI's taxonomy places the organism in Eukaryota, Metazoa, Arthropoda, Insecta, Lepidoptera, Nymphalidae. The record is from RefSeq and is a predicted model, not a curated record.